CAGCCCGGCACUACGGGACGCAGAACACCGUUCUGACCCGACUCGCAGGCUCGCAGCAUUUCCUUCCCCACCCGCACCCGCACAUGGCCGCUUCAACCGUCGCCGCCGACACCGCCGCCCCGCUUCCUCCUCCAGCGGCGGAGCCAGCGGUCACAGCCGUACCAGAUCAAAAGUUAUCUCAUCCUCCCCCUCCUCAGCCCGAUGCGCCGGCGCAGGCGCCGGCACCAGCGCCGAAGAAACGGAAGCUGGAGGACGCGGGGUUCCACACCUCCGACUACUACAAGAUCCGGGCCGUCGUUGCGGACCUGCGCGUCCGCUUCGUCCAGGUUUAUGAAGCUCCUGAUUUCCGAAACAGCGAUGCUGCUCGUGAGAUUCUGAAAGAAAUAAAGGUAGUCAUGGAACUAUCCAAGAAAAUAAGGCUCAAACUUGGUGCUACUUCUGUGCCUGUGAAGCCAUCGAAGGACGAACCUGCUGGGCCAAUUCCAUCUGUAGAAAAUAAUCAAGCUCCUCAGGUAGGUCCUGCACUUCCUGUUAAUAUUGUAGGUGAUGAUGCACCAAUCAAGCACGAUAACUCAGAGAGCACAACAGUGAAGACGAAAGAGUAAACCCAACCCAGGGAGAUGGCAGAUAGCCCAAAGCUGCUCAAUGAAAUUGCAGAGGGCUCUCAUGUGGCUGGUGGAUCUCCUAUCAGCUCGAAUUUUCUUGCCUGUCCUGGAGGUAAAACCGUUUAUUAUGGGCUAACCAAAGAAGAGUGGCGGGCGUUAGAUUGUUGUGCUCACAUCCAUUCAUUAUGAGUAGUACUGCAUUGUUGAUUCGUCGGUGGAUGAUUCAGUUAUUAAACAGUUACUGUGUAACUGGAUCAUACAUCACAUUUGUGCUGUUGUAUGAACUAUAAGUCCGUCCGUUGUGGGGUCAAUGCUUGAGUAGAGAGCUAAUGAAUUGGGUACAAGUAA
This is a messenger RNA of Phragmites australis (common reed), 953 nucleotides long. RefSeq lists its product as uncharacterized. The record is from RefSeq and is a predicted model, not a curated record. Lineage: Eukaryota; Viridiplantae; Streptophyta; Magnoliopsida; Poales; Poaceae. The transcript has 3 exons. The coding region runs from base 84 to 605 and encodes 173 amino acids.